AUGGAAACAGACGGAUCCGUAACGGACUCCCAAAGGGCCCGUGAAGGGUCCUUCCGACUUUGCCUAUGGUUUACUCGGACUUUGGUAACGCGAAACGGACGCGAAUCGGACAGGGCAUUUCUAGUGACCACUUUAGUACAUAGGUAAAACGGAAAAGUUCCUUUGAGGAUCCUUAAAGGAUCCUGAGAGGGAGAUAGAAAGCUUCCUCUAAAAGCUCCUAAAAUGAUGUAAAAAAGCUUUUGAGCGCCUUUUUCAUAGCCCCGAGGUAGCAUCAACUCGGGCAAAACUGAAAAGCUCCCCAAAAGCUUUUCUCAAAAAAAGACCUUGAAAGAAUCCCCAGCAGAUCUUUUUUACAUCAUUUCAGUUCUUUUUUGCAUCUUUUUCACAUCCUCUGACAAAAAGGAUGCUGGAAAGCAACUAAAAAGAUCCGAGGGGAUUCAAAAAGGAUCCUCUGAGGCUAUGAAAAAGGUGCUCAAAAGCUUUUUUGCAUCAUUUUAGGAGCUUUUAGAGGAAGCUUUUUAUCUCCCUCUCAGGAUCCUUUAAGGAUCCUCAAAGGAACUUUUCAGUUUUACCUAUGAACGCGCAUUUCUAGCGAUCACUUUAGUAGCAUCAGCGCUCUUAAGUGAUCCCUGGAAAUUUCCAGAAACGUCCGGAGUGCGUCCGUUCCGAGUCCCCCGAGGUUUAGACUUGAGCAUCAGGCCGGGGUUAUGACCCUCAUUUUUGAGAAACAGCUUGGGCGGGCUCGGGCCAGGCGGUUUCAAAGAAAAUUUUAAUUUAAUCAAAAAAAUUUCACCGAAAAAUUAUUUUUACUUUUUGAAUCAGUUUCUAUCAACUCUAUGUUAAAAAAUGAGCGAAAACAUCGGUUUUCUCGUUAAAGAAGCUCGAUAUUCUUAUUGAAGAAAUUGUGAGCUUUUAAGCAUUUUUUGCUUGAGGCCUCCCCAAGACCGGGCCGGCCCUCGUACAAGCCUGCCGAUUUCUGAGUGCUCGGACUUUGAUAACUCGGGCGUGUCGGGACAUUUUUAGUGACCAUUUCAGUAGCUUCGGCACUCUUAACUGACCCUAGAAUUGUCCAGAAACGUCCGGAGCACGUUCUUUUAGUGUGGGUCCAGGCUUGCGCGUCGGGCCGGGCGGCCCGGGCUUUGGGCCUCAUUUUCAGGAUAAAGCCCGCGUGGGCUCGGGCCGGGCGGGCCAUUUUUUCUUCAGGCCCCGCUAAGGCCGGGCCGGGCUUACGAAAUGGUCGGGGGGCCGGGAGGGUGACGAGCCGGCCCUCGCACAAGCCUGUGUGGGUCGAAAAUUGA
Messenger RNA from Caenorhabditis auriculariae, 1298 nucleotides. The record is from the annotation of a GenBank genome assembly. NCBI's taxonomy places the organism in Eukaryota, Metazoa, Nematoda, Chromadorea, Rhabditida, Rhabditidae.